Lindgomyces ingoldianus is the source of this 687-nucleotide messenger RNA. RefSeq lists its product as uncharacterized. Bases 1 to 687 code for a protein of 228 amino acids. The transcript is spliced from 8 exons. The record is from RefSeq and is a predicted model, not a curated record. NCBI's taxonomy places the organism in Eukaryota, Fungi, Ascomycota, Dothideomycetes, Pleosporales, Lindgomycetaceae.
AUGAUAAUGGCAGGGGCCAAAUGCAAAUCAGAGGGCGACGGUAACUUUUCUGGCAUAAGACAGGUGUGCAUGAGUGCCUUGAAGUCAUUGACUGAAUCAGCACAAGAUGUCACCAGCAAUCUUCUUAAAGAAGGUCGUGGUUUUAACUCUCUAGUAGUCAGUUGGUCAGUAAUGUAUGCUAGGGAACCCCUACAUCGGCCAAAAUCCAGAGCAUUCAUUCGAUGUACCCGCCCUGACAUGGAUUGCGCUCUCACAAACCGACUUUUAUCUCCUUCCAAUUUGCCGUGGAAAUUUAGUCACGCUUGUACUAGUGAAAUCUUUUAUUUUCUUGUCCUUGGCAUCGUCGAAACUAUUUUGAAAAGUUUCCCUGCACCUCCUCCUAUUUAUUGUAACAUGAGUGCUUUCAAUCAAACUUUGACUGAGGAUGAGAUAGGAAAGAUCGUCUUUUUAUUCAGUUUAGCACCCAAAAUGAAUAAAUUUAUGAGUGAGGAAAGGCAGAUGCCACUGUGCGAUACUCUCGCCUUCUCUAUAGCAGAUCACUCUCUUUCCAUUGCAGCCACUAUCUUAAGAAGUGAUGCCUACUGGACGGAAACCUAUAUUGAACCUAGUCGACCCGAAGGUAGUGGCGACGUAAUUCCUCAUACUGAAGUGUCAUCCACUAAAACGACCUCCGCUAUGGAGCCUUAA